AUGAUGUCUAAAGACGGCCGGCGCGCGCGCAACUUCCGGAACGCGAUAAACAUGGCGGCGGUGAGCCAACAUGGCGAAGUUUCCGGCCACGCUGAUUCACAUAUGAUGGCGGUUGAUUCUGGCUUGCUCAUAGCAUUUCUGUGCAGUGAUUCAGCUUUUUACGUAAUAUGUAGGUGUCCACAGACCAUAAUGCUUCGGAAUGCGACGUCUGGAAUAAACUCAAGG
Molecule: messenger RNA, 225 nt
Organism: Brenthis ino (lesser marbled fritillary)
Lineage: Eukaryota; Metazoa; Arthropoda; Insecta; Lepidoptera; Nymphalidae
Source: the annotation of a GenBank genome assembly